AUGAAGACCUUAGAUACGAUGCAGCCGGAGGCAAGGAAGAAGGGAUCUGAUGUCAAACUUCACGCCACUGAGAUCUUGCUCAAGCACAAAGAGAAGCCCAGCUUUGCAAGGCUAUUCGAAAGGCUGAAGAAGCUCAUUCCGUUUAUGAAUUUCGUGUCGAGCGACCCAUGGCAGGUGCUCACCUUCAAAAAAAAUCAGCACUAUGCUCCUCGCCAUGAUUUCCUCGGAUAUGGAGAUGGGAUGGAAGGGGACACAUUGAUGAGAAAAUUCGGAAAUCGUUUCGCCACGUUCAUGAUCACAAUGAAGAACGCUGAUCAGGGAGGA
Molecule: messenger RNA, 324 nt
Organism: Ostertagia ostertagi
Lineage: Eukaryota; Metazoa; Nematoda; Chromadorea; Rhabditida; Trichostrongylidae
Source: the annotation of a GenBank genome assembly